Molecule: messenger RNA, 1227 nt
Organism: Anopheles maculipalpis
Lineage: Eukaryota; Metazoa; Arthropoda; Insecta; Diptera; Culicidae
Product: galactokinase-like
Exons: 8
Coding region: 4-1227 (407 amino acids)
Biological process (GO): carbohydrate phosphorylation; galactose metabolic process
Cellular component (GO): cytosol; cytoplasm
Molecular function (GO): galactokinase activity; ATP binding
Source: RefSeq, a predicted model, not a curated record
ACAAUGAAUUCUGAAGAGGACAUCGAGAUGCUGUCGAGAGUAAUUAGUUUUGAUGAGGUUGUUAAAACAUCAAUCGAAACAUUCCGCAACACGUUCGGUGCCGAGCCGGACCUGGCCGCUUGUGCCCCGGGCCGGGUCAACCUGAUCGGCGAGCACAUCGACUACAACGAUGGUUUCGUCCUACCGAUGGCGCUCCAGCUGGGUACGGUGAUUGUUGGACGGCGUAACGGAACCGACACGACCUGCGACGUCGUUACCUGCUCCGACAGCAUCAAGGAGGGUACGAAGCGGGCCCAAUUCGACAGCAGCACCAUCGCGAAAGGAUCGCCCAAAUGGCUAAACUACGUCAAAGGUGUGAUGUUUCAUUUCCGCCAACCAGUGCCCGGAUUCAAUGCGGUUAUCCACACGAACGUGCCCGUUGGCAGUGGGCUUUCCAGUUCGGCUGCACUUGAGGUGGCUACGUUAACGUUCUUGGAGCUGCUGACAGGGAAGAAAGUGCCAAGUGCGGCCGAUGGUGCCAAGAUGUGUCAGAGGGCUGAGCAUACGUUUGCGAAUGUGCCAUGCGGCAUAAUGGAUCAGCUGAUAGCGAUUGGUGGUCGUGCUGAUCAUGCGUUGUUGAUCGAUUGUCGCAACCUCGACACGGAACCGAUUCCAUUCGAUGCACCCGACCUCGCAAUUCUCAUCUGCAACUCUAACGUGAAGCAUGAGCUGUCCUCGAGCGAAUACCCGGUAAGACGAAAGCAAUGCCAGGAAGCGUUGGAGCUGAUGGGACUAGAAAGCUACCGGGAUGCAACGCUGGACCAUUUAAAGGCACUGGAGAGCACGAACGAGCUGCUGGUGCGUCGAGCCCGGCACGUCAUUACGGAAAUUCAACGCACGAAGCAGGCAGUCGAAGCACUCAAGGCAAAGAACUUCAUUAAGAUGGGCCAGCUGAUGAAGGAAUCGCACCAAUCCCUGAGCGAAGACUUUGAAGUAUCCUGCUACGAGCUGGACCAGCUGGUCGAGGCCACGAUCGCUAUACCCGGUGUGCUAGGAUCGCGUAUGACCGGCGGUGGUUUCGGUGGCUGUACCGUGACGCUGGUCGAACGUGCCACCCUGGCCGAUGUGGUGAAACAGAUGGACACGAUUUAUUCGCGCAAAACGGGUGGCAAAUAUCGGGCACGCUUUUAUCUUGCCCAACCCGGCAACGGGGCACGAACGAUCGAGCUGGCCGAUUAUCUGCGGUAG